Molecule: messenger RNA, 402 nt
Organism: Drosophila kikkawai
Lineage: Eukaryota; Metazoa; Arthropoda; Insecta; Diptera; Drosophilidae
Product: transmembrane protein 141
Source: RefSeq, a predicted model, not a curated record
AACCCCAAAUACUUUUUUCACACUUUUAAUAUUUUUGUUAUGAUUAAUUCUUGCGAAAUAAACUAAUUGCCGCAUAAAUACACGUUUAUUAUGAACGAUAUCAAGCGUUUGAAGGACCAGCAGCGCGAGAAGCACCCCGGAUUCGAUGGUUACAUCGACUGCAUGACCCGCUCCCUCUUCACCGGCCUCGCCGCAUUCUGUUUGGGCUUUUCCGGCACCUACUUUGCCCAGAAGAUCAUACAAUCCCGCAUUCGCUAUCCGGCCAAGUACAAUAUCCUGGUUUCCUCCCUAGUAGCCACCGGUGUUUCCUAUCAAGCCACUUCGACCCGAACGAGAUCCUGCCAGGCGGCGUGGAUGGCCUUUGAGGACAAGCAUUCCGUGCUCAACGAGAAGACCUUUUAG